ACCUGCGAGCUCUUGCAAAGUUACGACCACGUGACGCAUGCUAGCCAAUCAAUGUGGGCGAAUUCUGCACGCAUGAAAUACAUGUGCGACUGGAAAUUUUAGUGCGUGUGCGAAAUUUUGCGAAACUUGACAAAAGAUUGAACUUGUGGGACUGAAGUGGAGUUGUGGUGAGAAAGGUUGUGUAAUGACACUCUAAGACAUAUCAAACGAUUUAUGAAGCACACUGAACCAACAUUUGAAUUCAUUUAAAAGAGAAGUGGGCCGAGAAGUGAUAGUAGAUAUUAUAUUUUGAUCUACACCAUGGGAAACGUCUUUGCAGCUGAGAAAACUGGAUCGACACCAGUCCCCGGUAGUCCCCCGAUGAUGGGCAUGCCUGUGCCACCCAUCUCCCCUGCUGCUGCCGCAGCGCUGGCCGCAGCAAACAAGGCCGGGAACGACCUCCCGAACCCGGGAAAUUUUGAAGAUCUUUUCAAGAAAGUUAAAGAAAUAUUUCCCACACCUCUGGAGGGAUGUAAACUUGUAGUCAACAAAGGAUUGAGUAACCAUUUCCAGGUCAGUCAUACGUUAUCAUUGUCAGCCUUCAAUCCAUCAUCAUAUCACUUCGGUUCGACAUACGUCGGAAGCAAACAGAUCAGUCCAACAGAGGCAUUUCCUGUUCUACUUGGUGAUAUAGAUACCUCAGGGAGUCUCAACGCUCAGAUCAUCCAUCAGCUUGCUGAUAGAAUACGCUCUAAAUUUGUUGUACAGACACAGCAAACCAAAUGGGGUGUAUACCAAGCUGAGCUGGAAUACAAAGGCCCGUCCUACACCGGAACACUAACCAUGGCUAACGUCGAUCCAUUAGAAGGAUCGGGUAUAGCUGUACUUCAUUAUAUGCAGAGUAUAACUAAGAGAUUGGCCUUGGGGGCGGAGCUUCUCUAUCAUUGUGGGCAGGGCCAACAAGCUACUGUAGUCUCACUAGCAGGCAAAUAUGCAACUGAUAAUUGGAUUGCUUCCAGUACUGUAGGACCAACCGCAUUCCACGCAGCUUACUAUCACAAAGGAAAAGAAGUUCAGAUUGGUGUAGAAUUUGAGAGUAAUUUAAGAGGGAGAGAGUCAUCGGUCUCACUAGGGUACCAGGUUGAUCUACCAGCUGCAAACGUUGUAUUCAAAGGCAUGGUAGACACAAAUUGGACAGUAGCAGCAGUAUUAGAGAAGAGACUUCAACCAAUGCCGUUCUCUUUUAUCUUGAGUGGUGUCAUCAACCAGUGGAAAAAUCAAUGUAGAUUUGGUUUUGGUCUUAUGAUAGGAUGAAUGCACACCCCCAUCUAAUCAAGGCUUGCUCAGACACGGCGCCACCAAGUGAUCCAACGAACCAAUGCCAUGUUUUUAUGUACUAAAUGUAUGCGAUAUCGCGGGAAUUUUUCAUGAAACAUAUAGUCAAUGAUUUUCACUGACAAAUAUACUGCUAUCCAAUCAGAUUGCAGGGAUUUUGGUGGCUUAUAAUAUUCAGUGAAAUUCAUUGAUGAAUCAUGAAACAUAUAGUCAAUUAUUUUCUCUGACAUAUUUGCUCUGAGCCAAUCAGAUUGCAAGGAUUUUGGUAGCUUAUAACAAGAGUCAGUGAAAAUUAUUAUUUGUUUUAUGAAACGAAUUUGCUCUGAACCAAUCUGAUUGCAGGGCUUUUGGUAGUUUAUAACAGUAUUCAGUAAAAAUCAUUGAUUAUUUGUUUUAUGAAACAUGUCAGAGAUAUUCAUUGACAAAUUUGCUCUGGACCAAUCAGAUUGCAGUGAUUUUGGUAGCUUAUAACAAUUUCAUUGAUUGUUUAUUUCAUGAAACAUAUAGUCAGAGAUAUUCAUUGACAAAUUUGCUCUGGACCAAUCAGAUUGCAGGGAUUUUAGUAGCUUGUAACAAGAGUCAGUGAAUAAUCAAUGACUAUUUGCCUCAUGAAAUGUUUCCAAUGAGACAAGAUUAAAGAGACAGUGACAAGAUGACAGUUUUGUCAAAGUUUAAAGGAAACCAAAACCCAAGAAGAGAAGCAACCUUAUUGGAAAGAGUAAAAUGAGAGGAACAAUAACAAAAAACAGUUUCAUCAAAAUCGGUUAUGAAAUAAGCAAGUUAUGGACGUUUAAAAAGUCUUGUUCUACUUUCUAUGGGAUCCUCAAAUUGGCAAAAGUGCUUCAAAAUGGCUGAUUUGGUGGACAAAUCUCCAUUUGUUUUGUACACAAAUUUCCAGAUUUUCCCCUUUAUUUUACAUAUUUCACAUUAUCUCCUCCUGACCUCAACAUAUGUGGUGUGAAUUAUACUUUCCCAUGACAUAUGUUGUGCUCAGAAGGAGGCAAGAUGCAAUUUGAAGGAUAAUGAGGAAAAUCUGUGUACAAAACAAAUGGAGAGCUUCUCUUCUUGGGUUUUGGUUUCCUUUAAAUGCUUGGACCAAUCCUAAUGUUAUAGUCACACCAAUGAAUCUGCUUCAGACCGACCAAAUCUAUUACAUUAAUUUCAAUGACAAACCGUUGGUUGAUUUGGAGUCGGUUAUGUUAGCUUUAAGAGUGUAAUUGCAAAAUUAUAUUUCAGUUCUAUGGCCCGUUUCAUGAAGAGUUAAAACUGUUGUAACUGCCAUUAUGGCGACUACCAUGGGAACCUUGCUUUUGAUUGGCUGCUGAGCCCUGUUGCCAUGGUAGUUGCCAUAAUGGUAAAGUUACAACAGUUGUAACUCUUUAUGAAACGGGCCCCAGGUUUGCAAUCACAGAUGGAAUAUUUAUACAUUUGAUGUGUAUGUGCUUUUAUUGAUUGAGAAGGGUGGUAUGUCUUGUCACGUCUGAACGCAUUAUUUCAUCGGUUUGUUGCAGCGAUUUGUUGCGCCAUGUCUGAACAAGCCUUUAGAGAUUCACUAAUUUUGUUUAUCUAGUUACAAUAUGGAAUCCAUUAUAUUGUUUUGUGAGUGGCUUUUGGAGCCGUAUCCGCCAUGUUGUAUCCAAUCAGAACCCUGUUGGCAAAUGUUCCUAUAUUGUGGCUCCGUGCAAAAGGAUGUUAUAGCUCCAGCCCUUACUCCUAUUUGAAUUUCAAUUCCAUCAAAUUAUUCAUGAUUAUUGUCACCUGGGGAGCGUUCAUGACAGGACCUGUCACAUUUUUCAUCCGACGGUUGCCAUGGUAAAAAAUGCUUCUCGGCCAAUCAUUAUCAAGAUCUGACAACUUGUCUGAUGAAAAAUAAAAAUAUUGGUGAAAACAUUCACCAUGGCCCUGUCUUACGAAGAGUCACAGUUGAUCCGAUCCAUCUCAAGUCUGGAAAUCCAUCAAUGUCAUAAUUUUUUUCUUUUUAGGAAAUUCGCUCAAUUUUCUUUGAAAACAAAAUGAAGCAUACUGAAUUGUCACGAAAACAGUGAAUGCCCAUGAUAAGAUGAGAAUAUCAUCACGUUUCCUGGGUUGGGGGAGGGGGGGGUAUUUCAAAGAGCCUUUUUGUUAAAAUGUGUAUGAUUUUUUUAAGGGGGGGGGGAUUAAUUGCAGGUCAAAUGGGUAUCUCAAUUUUGAUAUGACCCUAUGUCAGUAUUGUGUGAAAAUGUGUCAAAUUGAAUCAAUUGAUAAUUAAGGCUAUUUAAUAUUGAUAUUUAUAUUUUUUACAUCAUUUGCAUUUGGAAACUCAUUCAAGAAAGUUGGUCAUUGGAAGAAAAGCGCUCACCCUGUAACAGAAAUUUCACUUUGUCACUUAUUUGAUAGAAAAUAUGUGGGUGUGUGAUGUCAUCGGUGCACUCAUUAACAUGCGUUCCAAUGAUGUGUAUAUACAGGUAACUGUUUGUGCAGCUAGGAAUUGAAGUGUGAUUUGAAAAUUAUUGCACCUGAUGACAUCCCUCUUUCAUGAGUUUCCAUUUUCCUUUAUUUAUGUCUAUUCAGGGUACUAAAUGCAAUGAAAACCCAGAUCAUUUGAAUUAUUGAGUAUUAUCAAUAUCGUGUAAAUGUCAACAAAAGUGAAGAAAAAUUAAAAUAGAUUAAGAGCACUUUAAAGUUUGUAUCCCCAACACAGCAACAUUUGCUGUAUUUGUAUCGGCUUGAGCCAAUUGGGUCAAUAUUUACAUUAAAAUAUUAAUUGUUAUUUGAUUAUCAGACAACUAUGACCAUGUCCUUAUACAUGUAGCCACAGAGAUUGAGUUUUAUGUAUUAAAAUAUGGGGAGUUUUACAAUAACAUUUCAAUUUUUUAUGUUUGGUAAUAAGGAGCUAUUUGUUUUGUUAACAGGUCCAUCAUUACCUCAGUGUUAUGUUUUGAAUGUUACUAUUAGUUGAAACAUUACAUUCAUGAGUGAGGUUGGAGCCGAUUUUCCUAGCAUCAUUAAUUUACAAAUGAUGUGUACUAUUAUAGUGUAUAAACUAUCAUUUUUGGAUGUAUUUUAUAUUCUGUAAAUGAAUUUGGUUGCUCCCAAGAGCAACCAGUUAAAAUAAAACAAGAUUAUGAACUGUUCAUAAAAUGGUC
Lytechinus pictus (painted urchin) is the source of this 4439-nucleotide messenger RNA. RefSeq names its product mitochondrial import receptor subunit TOM40 homolog. NCBI's taxonomy places the organism in Eukaryota, Metazoa, Echinodermata, Echinoidea, Temnopleuroida, Toxopneustidae. Gene Ontology annotation, biological process: protein import into mitochondrial matrix. Gene Ontology annotation, molecular function: transmembrane protein transporter activity. The record is from RefSeq and is a predicted model, not a curated record. The transcript is spliced from 6 exons. Gene Ontology annotation, cellular component: mitochondrial outer membrane; mitochondrial outer membrane translocase complex. The coding region runs from base 301 to 1293 and encodes 330 amino acids.